AUGGCUAGUACCUAUACAAUAAAAGACCCUUCAUUUGAGCCAUUGUCUCAUACCUUUGAAAUCAAAGAGCUCUAGUGGACUUUCGUGUACUUUGGAUAUGAGAAUCAUCAUGCUAGAGCUUAUGUACUUACUCCUAAAGGACCAACUGAAAAGAUUUUCAUAGCUUAGCAUAUUGUUCCUAACGCAUUCUACCUAAGAGUAGUAAAUGAUAUUGGACAUCCAUCAUUUUGGGGUAAAAUCUAUGGAUUGAAGGCCAACUUUGGUGAGGGUAGCUAUCUUGAGAAUCCUUUGGAGUUAAUAGACAAAUGGCCAUAUGAUUCAAAGAAACAUUCUGAUAUUGACAAAUCAGGAGAAAAAGUCUUAUCUAUUAAUUCUGCCAAAGUUACAAAAUAAAAGAAUGAUGAUGCUAAUGAAUGAGCUAUAAACUUAUAGAUCAGUAUUUAUUUUAACAUCUUCAACAUAUAUUUAAAA
This is a messenger RNA of Paramecium tetraurelia, 471 nucleotides long. RefSeq lists its product as uncharacterized. The record is from RefSeq and is a predicted model, not a curated record. The transcript has 3 exons. Gene Ontology annotation, cellular component: nucleus. Lineage: Eukaryota; Ciliophora; Oligohymenophorea; Peniculida; Parameciidae.